GUUCCCUCUGCGUCUUUACCUCCAUCAGUUCCCUCUCGGUCUCUGCUGUUGUAGGAAGGAUGCUUCCCUGCAGACUCCUGCUGCUGCUGCUGCUGCUGGGUCUCCUCCUGCUCUGCAAAGGUGAGGAGGAGAGUGGGGGGGGCGAGUCCUGCGAUAACUUCACAGACCUGAACCUGUCGCACUGCUUCAUGGGAACUAUCCUGUACGUGCGCCUGCUGCUCUACACCCGCUCCAACCUGGACUGCGGCCGCGAGCUCGACCACCACCACCUCUCCUCCCAGCCGCUCUUCAACGUAUCCCGCCCCACCGCCUUCGUCAUCCACGGCUACAGGCCCACCGGAGCCCCCCCCAUCUGGAUCGACCACCUGGUGCACCUGCUGGCGGAGCAGGAGGACAUGAACGUCAUCGUGGUGGACUGGAACAAAGGAGCGGCGAACCUCAACUACUUCACCGCCGUCACCUACACUCGGGACGCAGCGCACAACCUGACAGGCUUCAUCAAGACCAUGCAGGAGGAAGGAGCGUCUCUGAGCUCUGUCCACCUGAUUGGCGUCAGUCUGGGAGCUCACCUGGCUGGAUUUGUAGGAGCAAACCUAAAUGGGAAGAUCGGACGAAUCACAGGUCUGGACCCGGCCGGUCCGAUGUUCACCAGCGCCAUACCAGAAGACAGACUGGACCCGAAGGACGCCAUGUUCGUGGACGUACUUCACACCGACAUGGACUCAUUUGGACUGAGAGGAGCUCACGGUCAUAUCGACUUCUACGCCAACGGUGGAGCAGACCAGCCAGGGUGUCCCAAAACCAUCUUCGCAGGUAAAGAGUACUUUGUGUGUGACCACCAGCGCUCGGUGUUCCUCUUCCUGUGCGCUCUGAAUCGGACAUGCAGCCUCACCGGUUACCCCUGCUCGUCCUACAGCGACUUCCUGGAGGGCCGCUGUCUGCAGUGUGAGGCCUUCAAACCCGCACCCUGCCCCGUGCUCGGGUAUGAUAUGAGUCAGUGGAGAGACACGCUGCUGAAGCUGGGGCAGACCAGAGCCUUCUUCAGCACCACCAGCACGCUGCCCUACAGGAAGAUGAGCUACAGAGUGGACAUGGUGACCUGGAACCAGUACCUCCGCUGGGGUGUCGUCUACAUCCGUCUGCACAACGGCAGAAACUUCACGGAGGCCCGGAUGGAUCAUAAGCCACUCAGGUUCGAGCAGUACACGUCCACGCGGCUGCUGGCACAGUUCGAUGAGGAUCUGCAGCAGGUGCAGAAGAUCUCCAUGAGAAUCAACACCGGGAACGUCAUCGGGCCCCGGUACAAAAUCAGACUUCUGCGGAUACGCUUCACACCGCUGGAGUGCCCUGAGAGGCCUGUAAUGUGCCGUUUCGACAUCAUCCUGGAGGAGAACAUGGAGGUGGCUUUCAGACCGUUGCCCUGCACCUCCGGCCUCUGAGUCCCCAGACCACACACACUUUUUCUUCUUCUUCUAUGGAAACAUAUUUAACUCACCCACCAGACGUCCUCCUGGUACUACGGGGUCUUUGGCCCCCAGGAGGACCUCCAGGGUUCCCACAGGAGGAGCUGCAGCCUCCUCACUUGGUAAUGAAGAGGAGCUGAGGAAAACCCAUGAAGCCUGCCUGUCUCUGCUGCUUCUGCUGAGGGGAUUUUGGAAAGCUGACACAAGUAUUAAUCUCAGAGGUUAGGAAACACAAAUAAUAUUUGUUUAGGUCAUCAGAAACACUUAUUGUUCCUUUACAGGUAAAGAACAUACUCCUUUUUCUGUGGAAAUAAUAAACUGUUUAAAAGCAAAGUUAAAUAAGUUAGUGAAAUUGUAUUUGAAGCUAUAAGGUUCAUCGAUGUCAACAACUGUAUUUGUUUACUUGAAAAUGACACAACAUGAAAAUGUAUUAAUAGGGGUUCCUACUUUUGAUUUACUAAGACAGGAAACACAGUGAUUUAUAAAAAUGUAUUUCACACUUUUGCUCAGUUUCACUGCAGUUACAAGGAGAAAUAAAUGCAGCUUUUUUUCUGUGUGCCUUCUAACCACAGCAAACAACUUCCAUGAAUCAAUCAAUGCAAACUAUGUGCUGUGCUUUAUCAGUGACGCUGCUAUGUCUGUCCACAGCUAAAUGUAGAUGUGUAUUAAAGUGUAAAGUUGUAAACUGUGAGGUUUGAAAGGUAGCUAAGAGGUGUUUGUGAAUAUGGGCGACUUUAAGCUGUUAAAACUGCUUUAGAGACUCAAAGGUCAGUAAAUGUUUCAGCCUAUACAAAGACAGAUAACUCGUGAAAAAGUGCUGUAAACCUUAACUGUUGUCUUUUCUAUUAUGUCUUUUCACCAAGGUUUGAAAUAAAUAAUACAUUUGACAAAAAACAUUUAACUGUUGUUGA
Molecule: messenger RNA, 2374 nt
Organism: Eleginops maclovinus (Patagonian blennie)
Lineage: Eukaryota; Metazoa; Chordata; Actinopteri; Perciformes; Eleginopidae
Gene: lipib
Product: lipase, member Ib
Exons: 10
Coding region: 60-1439 (459 amino acids)
Biological process (GO): lipid catabolic process
Molecular function (GO): carboxylic ester hydrolase activity; glycerophospholipase activity
Source: RefSeq, a predicted model, not a curated record